This is a messenger RNA of Saccostrea cuccullata (small rock oyster), 1273 nucleotides long. Its product is annotated as baculoviral IAP repeat-containing protein 2-like. Gene Ontology annotation, molecular function: cysteine-type endopeptidase inhibitor activity involved in apoptotic process. The transcript has 3 exons. Bases 55 to 864 code for a protein of 269 amino acids. Gene Ontology annotation, cellular component: cytoplasm; nucleus. Gene Ontology annotation, biological process: regulation of cell cycle; negative regulation of apoptotic process. Lineage: Eukaryota; Metazoa; Mollusca; Bivalvia; Ostreida; Ostreidae. The record is from RefSeq and is a predicted model, not a curated record.
AAGGGGAUUUUCACAUUUGUUAGCAAAACAAAAAAUGUAUAAUAUUUGACAAGUAUGUAUCUUUCGAAAAAUACUAACAUCGGUUCGGAUUACUCAACAAAAUAUUCCUCUGGGACUGGGCCGCCUUCAUCAGUUAGGUAUCCUGCCUACAGGAAUAUUAGAACUCGAUUUCUAUCAUACAAUGACGCCUCUGACUUGCUUCAGAAAAUGGCGAAAUCGUUAUCUGACGGAGGCUAUUUUUAUGAGGGAUACAACACGAAGACUUCUUGUUUUGCCUGUGGUGUUCAGCAUGAUAAUUGGUCGGAAUGGGAAAAUGUUUUGGAAGAACAUUACAAAGACAAUCCGUCAUGCAACCAUGUUCUACUAAUGAAACACAAGUCAGACUUACAAAAUCGAUCUCAAAGCCCGGAACACAGUGUUCCGAAAUUACUAUCAAAUGCAAAGUAUCCGGAAUAUGGAACCUUUUCAAUUCGAAAAGCGACUUUUAAUGAAACAUCCGGAUUUCUUAAACAAAAAUCGGAAGAGGUUGCAAAAUGUGGGUUAUUUUAUAAAGGAUAUAAUAAUAAAGUACAGUGUUAUCAUUGUGGAGUUGAAAUAUCCAUUGAUAGCAAUGACGACCCCAUUGAGAAACAUUCUCUUUUAUCUCCAAACUGCGAGUUUCUUCGACAUCAGAUGCGGACAUUCAGCGAUGAUGCUGAAAGAAUAAGGCAACAACUUCAAUGCAAAGUUUGUCUGAAUGCUCAAGUUAUGGUAACUUUUCGACCUUGUGGACACUUGGCAACUUGUCGAACCUGCGCAGACCAGUUGCAAAAGUGUCCAAUUUGCAGGACUAGUAUUAUGGAAAAAGUUAAUACUUACUUGUAAGUCUUACCUACCAGGUUGAUGCUAUUAAAAAAAAUUGUCGGCAAGUUUAAACAAGUAUGGCGACAGUAAGCCGUGAGCUAUGCUUCAUGGUAAGUACGAAGAAAGGCAGCAAGAGGAAAAAUAUGAAAAUUACUUCUUUUUAAACUUGAAUUAUAUUUUUUUCAAUUAACAAAUCAUUAAAUUAAAUAAUCCGUUUUAAAUUUCUUUGAAACGCAUUAAAAAUAAUAUAAUUUUAGUGUCUAAGAAAUACGAAACAAGGUGUGCGAAAUUGGUGUGCAUAUGGCUCUCAGAUGCUGGCAAAAUAGCAAAGACGUGACGUAAACUGAUGCAUGUUGUAUAAUUUUAUUUUAUGAUGUAAGACAAUGUUUGAAAUAUUUUAUUUUCGUAAUAAAAAAUAUACUAAUCUUUG